This is a messenger RNA of Neurospora tetraspora, 192 nucleotides long. RefSeq lists its product as uncharacterized. NCBI's taxonomy places the organism in Eukaryota, Fungi, Ascomycota, Sordariomycetes, Sordariales, Sordariaceae. The transcript is spliced from 2 exons. Bases 1 to 192 code for a protein of 63 amino acids. The record is from RefSeq and is a predicted model, not a curated record.
AUGGAGCUCGACCAUUACCCCGAUGCUCCCGUAUACCACUCUCCGCUAAACAAGCCAACAACCCAGUCCCAAGGCACCUCCAACUACUACUAUGAGACCACGCCGCCUUUGAGCCAGCAAGAAGCCGACUCCCGCCAGAUGGCCACUGUUGCGCUCAGAGCCCCUGCUCAACCAUCAACUUUCCAGACAUAG